Messenger RNA from Miniopterus natalensis, 948 nucleotides. RefSeq names its product GRB2 related adaptor protein 2 (gene GRAP2). Gene Ontology annotation, molecular function: protein binding. The record is from RefSeq and is a predicted model, not a curated record. Lineage: Eukaryota; Metazoa; Chordata; Mammalia; Chiroptera; Miniopteridae.
AUGGAAGCCAUUGCCAAGUUUGAUUUCACCGCCUCGGGUGAAGAUGAGCUGAGCUUUCACACCGGAGAUAUUCUGAAGAUCUUAAGUAACCAAGAGGAGUGGUUUAAGGCAGAGCUUGGGAGCCAAGAAGGAUAUGUGCCCAAGAAUUUCAUAGACAUCCAGUUUCCUGAGUGGUUUCACGAAGGCCUCUCGCGACACCAGGCAGAGAACUUACUCAUGGGCAAGGAGGUUGGUUUCUUCAUCAUUCGGGCCAGCCAGAGUUCCCCAGGCGACUUCUCCAUUUCCGUCAGGCAUGAGGAUGAUGUUCAGCACUUCAAGGUCAUGAGAGACAACAAGGGGAAUUACUUCCUGUGGACAGAGAAGUUCCCAUCCCUAAAUAAGCUGGUGGAAUACUACAGGACCACGUCUAUCUCCAAGCAAAAGCAGAUCUUCCUUCGGGAUAGGAUGCGAGAGGAUCAGGGUCGCCGGGGCAACAGCCUGGACCGGAGGCCCCAGGGGGGCCCACACCUCAGUGGGGCUGUGGGAGAAGAAAUCCGGCCUGCAAUGAACAGGAAGCUGUCGGAUCACCCACCACCCCCUCCGUCGCAGUAUCCCCCGGCUCCACCGUCACAGCAGCGGUACCUACAGCAGCACCAUUUUCAUCAGGAACGCCGUGGAGGCAGCCUUGACAUAAACGACGGGCACUGUGGCAUGAGCAUGGGCAGCGAAAUGAAUGCUGCUCUCAUGCACCGAAGACACACAGACCCGGUGCAACUCCAAGUGGCUGGGCGAGUGCGAUGGGCCCGGGCGCUGUAUGACUUUGAGGCCCUUGAGGAUGACGAGCUGGGGUUCCGCUCCGGAGAGAUGGUUGAGGUCCUGGACAGCUCCAACCCGUCCUGGUGGACUGGCCGCCUGCACAAUAAACUGGGCCUCUUCCCUGCCAACUAUGUUGCACCCAUGAUCCGAUGA